This is a messenger RNA of Symbiodinium natans, 2469 nucleotides long. The record is from the annotation of a GenBank genome assembly. NCBI's taxonomy places the organism in Eukaryota, Dinophyceae, Suessiales, Symbiodiniaceae.
AUGUAUGUUAGCUGCUGUGAUCCCUACCAGCCCCUUCAGAGCGAAAGCAGCCGGCAGCUGCAAGGAGGUAUAACAUCGGGCAGCAGCGGUCGCUUGAAGCGCACGCGCACAGAUGCUGAUAUUGUGCAGUUUACCACUGCGAUCUACUAUGUCGAGGAGGAUGAAGGGCGUCUGACAGUUGACAUUAUGCGACUGGGAUCCAUGAAAGGUGCCAUCAAGGUUCGUUUUGCAACAGAAGAUGGCUCUGCAAAAGCUGGGCUAUCAUACGAGGAGACGUUUGGGGAGGUCCUCUUCGAAGAUCAAGAGUACCGGAAGUCUAUUGACAUCAACACGAUUGCGAGCGCGUACUGGACAGCGACCAUGGAGUUUAAGGUGCGCCUACUUGACCCCGAAGGCUGCAAUCUGGGAAAUCACCUGCACACCUGCCGUGUCAAGAUCAUUGAUACAGGGACCUUUCCUUCAGUCAAGUACGAGGACCAGCUCCGGCUGGGUCAUGAUGGACUGGACCAGAUCAGUCCGUCAGGCCUAUUCUGGGAGUACUGGAAGCUCUGCUUCUACCAGGUCCCGGGUAUUGCUGUUCGGACAGUCUUCAUGCUGAUCUUCGAUCAGCUGAAGAAUGUCUACCGCUACUUCAUCCUGUGCCUCAACAUCUACCUGGUUGACGUUCUGUUCAACAUGGAAGCGUCAGAAGAUCGUCUUUGGAUGUCCACACGGCUCCGUACGGCCUAUGCGGUCGCCAUCUCUUAUGUGGCUCCUAUGUUGGUGCUGCAUGCCUGGGAUCUCAUCAAGGCAAACAUGGACGUGCAAGGACACCUGCGCCUGUAUCUGCAAGCCAGCCUUUUUCGGCGAUACCUGAACUACAGUGAAGAAUCCCGGGUAUCAGUGCCUCCUGCAGACAUGCAGCAUGCACUGAGCCUGGGAUCAAAAAGUGCAGCAGAAGGAUACACGAAGGUCAUGGAUCUUUUCCAAAAAUUCGGACAGCUGGCAGUGUUCACCUACUUUACGCUGCGUGAGAAUCCAGACGCCAUCUACCUGAUACUGGCAAUGCCCUCUCUCAUGGCGAUAUUCCUCGCGUUCAAGGCGUGUAUGCCGUUGGAUCGGGAGGGCCGCAAGGACAUUGAGGCAUCUGUUCUAUCCCUGGCUGCGGAAGUUUGCCAGCGCUAUCGCCUCAUUGCCGACUAUUUCCAGCGGCCCCAGAUGAACGAAAUCUUCGCCCGGCAGACAAAUGAGCUUCGCCGUGAAUAUAUCCCGGAGAACAUCGAAGGUGUGAAUAACGAGUAUUUUCCCAAAUGGCUGGGGCCUGUGUUUGUAGCCGCUUACAUUGCCUUGGAUGCCCAGAACGUCUUUGAUGCCACGAUCUCACUGGGAACCUUCCUGGCCACCAUCUCCGUGAUGAAGGACAUCAGUUCGGAGUUCGCCGAUGCGUAUACCUUGAUCCUCGACUUGGCGGGCACCUUCGGGUCCAUUCAGUACUUAACAACUUACUUCAACAAGGAGACGGACCUUCUGACCUGGAAGGGUGUCAACCGGACGCGCCGAGAGCUGACGAGGCAGGCACGAGACAAGGCCUUCGCCAAGGCAGAAACACCUGCAGAUGGCAUCGAAGACAGGUCCGCGGUCUUGUACAAGACGGACCUCAUUCCGAUUCAGCUCUCCAACAUGUGCUACGGAUGGAUCCGGCAUGAGCCAAUCUUUGAGAAUGUCAACGUGUCCGUGGACCAGGGCAAGCUGGUGGCUGUCAUGGGAUCGCACGGGUCUGGGAAGGCGACUCUCCUCAAACUGCUUGGACACAUGGUCUUUCCGACGGAUGGAGCCAUCUUCAUUCCCUCACACCUGAGGAUCUUGCACGUGACCCAGGAGGCUUUCAUUCUCAAUCUUUCCGCAUGGCAGAACCUGAUCUUUGGUUGCCCAAACCCGCACACCGUUGAUCCACGUCGGGUUCGAAGAAUCUGCGAGCGACUGAAGAUGAAGGUCACACUUGAGUUGAUCAAAGACGACUUGGAAAAGCAGGAGAAACUGAGGGGGUCCCCCUCAAAUGCGGAUGAGGAAGACUCGGAGGAGGAGGAAGAGGGAGAGAAGGAUUUCAGGGGCGCUGGCAGCGCAUGGCAGGAGAGCCUCACGUAUUCGGAGAAAGUCAAACUCCACCUGGCGAGAGCUCUGAUCAUGAACCCGGAAGUUCUGGUCUUGCAGCGACCGCUGCAUCACUACGACAAGAAGACGGGCGAGCUGGUCCUUGACCUUCUCAAAGAGAACGUGCAGUCAAGGGGCCUGGAGCUGCCAGAGAAGAACCGGGUGCACCGCCGACCGCGCACCUGUUUCUUCACGGUGGAAGCCGAAACCGACGCGCACAGAGCGGAUGUUGUGUGGUACAUUGACCGCUCAACGGUGAGGAACUACGAUGAUCCUGGCACUGUCACAUCUGAGUUCUUCAAAGCCAAGACCCUGGGCUCCUUUCACAUGAACGACUGA